ACGAAUGUUUAACGACACCCCAGCACGAAAAAUACAUCGGCUACUGGGUACAUUGUGUUGCGUGUAUGUAUUGUGCGUUGUGUUGAGCGUCCAUGCAUGCGUGCGUGUGUAUUGCGUGUCUCCUUACAACUAUUUGUUUUCAUUCCAUUGCACAUACGUAAUAAUGAUUUCAGUCUACAGUACAUGACACUUACAUUAGCCUUUACUUGGUGAGAUGCUUUUAUUCAUUUACUCAUUUUUUUUUUUUUUCUCUUUUUUUUUUUUACAUCAUCUGCUCACAAAUGUACUCUAAAUACUAGUCAUGAAUAAACAUGAAUUUUGUGGCUUCAAGACGACAUCUGAGAUGAAUAGCUCACUAAAAUGUAUUCACUGCCUAUGCGCUUGUCUCUCCGGCUGGUCACUGCAAGCCUACACGAAGAGGUGCGUUCUAUAUUGGUUUCUGUUUCAGAAACACGCCCUCCCAUUGGCGGACCACUCGCAAAGACACGCAUAGCGACUCGCUGGCUUUCGUUUAAAUGCUUCAUCAUCUUUUAAUUGAUUCAGGUAUUCUGAUCUUGGUGGAAACGUGCAAGAAAAAAAGAAGAAGAAGAAGAAAGGCGAUCAAAUAUUGUUGGAUUAUUUUGAUGAUGAAGGAUUAAUUCAAAAUUAAUUCACAGAAUAAAUAUUGUAGUGUUUUGUUUUGUAACUGAAGAAGAAGAGGUUAUAAUAAGUGGAUUGUUUGUUAAAGAAGAAAAAUUCAUAUACAGUCGAUUGUUGGAGAAAACAGAUCAGUAGUUAAUGGAUUGUUUAUUGAAGAAAGAAGCUAAAUAUAAUGGAUGCCUGAUUGUUGAAGAAAACGAAAGUCUAUAGUUAAUGGAUUGUUGAAGAAAAAAGUCGAUAUUUAAUGGAUUGUUGAACAAUAAUCUAUAUUUAGUGGAUUAUUUGUUGAAGAAAAAAAAUCGAUAUUUAAUAGAUUGUUGAAGAAAAAAUAUUUAUUUAAUAUAUUGUUGAAGAAGAAAAAAAACCCCCUAUAUUUAAUGGAUUGUAUGUUGAAGAAAACAAAUCUAUAUUAAAUGGAUUGUCGAAUAAGCAAAAUCUAUAAUUAAUGGAUUAUUUAUUAAACAAAACAAAAAACCCUCGUUAUUUAAUGGAAUGUUUGUUGAAGUAAAAUUCUACAUUUAACGGAUUGUUUGUCUGAAGAUUCCGGAUUACGCACACACACGCUACUCAUUCGACGAGGGGAUAGUUAAAAUGGCAUUUAUUAUCCAAAUGGUGGUUUUCGUUGUGGAUUACCCUGUGUUUUGACAUGUGCGUUGGACGAGCGAGAUUGUGAGGGACUACACGUGCUACAGUUGUUGCGGCGGUGAUGGGAGUCUACAGGAGAGACGAGCCGAGCCGCCACUCUAUGGACGUGAACAUGACGGCGCCGUGCUACCUACACGACGCCCACGAGGCAUGUCCGCGGUGCGCCGACAACCCAGGUGACCACGACACGCUCACAGAACGACUGCACGGGGUCACCUACUGCACGCCAGGGGCAAACACGCAGCGCAGUAAUACGUGGCCUGGCGGUGGGAGACGGAGAUGCAGAUCGACGCCAGGUAACGACGCCGACGACGACGGCAGCAGCAACAGCACGAGAUGCAGAUACGUAAGUUUCAGAUCGCCAUCCUCGUCUUUGACUGGUCACCACGGUCUGCUGGACAGUGGUCAUCUGCUGGAGUCGCAACCGGAAGUUCCGGCAACUCGGGUCGACGCGCACCCUUGGCUGACUUUGUGUGAUCGCGGUAUAUUUAAAACGUGGACACGGAGAAAUAUGCUUCGUCUUCUAGGACGAUGUGUGCUAGUGGUGUUGAUAGUUUCGUGUGGAGGACUGAUAGUCAACUUGAAAAGACCUCAUCUUGAAUCCAGUGGGAAGGAGCCCGACUUAGCGGAAAUAUUAGAUGAUCCUUCUCUACAGGAUGUACGAUUGCAACCAGUAUCAGUUAAAGAAUUUAGAGAAAAAAUACGGACUACAAAAAAUUAUUAUGACUUCUAUAAAAUAUUCUUGAAUAGGGAUUUACCGAACAGUGUAAUAGAUGAGAUUGUGAACGCGCGGACCAUAAAGCGAUUCUUGUCCGGGAUCGAGUCACGGCAGAAGAAGGACGAGGAUGAGGAGUCGGAUUACGAUUUGGCGUUCGGGGACGAGGAAGACGAACACUUGGACGAAGAGUUGGCGGAGGCGCUGUUCCACAUUGAUGAGAUGGAGAACAGUCCACUGAAGGAGUGCAAGUUCGCGCAGCCCGAGGUCGUGCACGUGACAGACGAUAGCACCGGGAAUAAAAUUUAUGUUCCAGACUUCACGGUGGUGUACCGUUGUCGUAACGUCAGUGGUUGCUGUGGCAACUCUUCUCAGGAGUGCGGUCCCAAAAAACUACAGGUCAUAGAGAGAGCCUUCCUGGUUAUGGAAAUCUUCACACAAGAAGGCGGUAUGAUUCUGCCUCAUGGCAAACAGAUGGUGGAGAAGCGAGUGUUCAUCAACCAUACGGAGUGUGGCUGCAGGGACAAGCCAAAACUUCCAGGCUGUGAUAGGUACCAGUGUCCGUUCCCGUUCACGAAGAUGCGGCCGCAGCACCGGUGUCUGUGUGACUGCUACCGGGCGGCGCACGAGAGAAACCACUACUGUCAGGGAAUCAAGGACGGGCGCACACCGCUUGACGAACAGGCCUUAAUGUGCAUCAAGUCCGGGAAGUGCCUGAAACCCGAGUGUACGGAGGGCGAGUUUAACGUCAGGGACGGGUACUGCCCGGAACUGGCGGAAGACAGACUGGCUCUUCAGUUUUACGACCCGUUCGCCAACUACAGAAACAUGGACAAAUCGAAAAACAUUGCCAUCAAAAUAAAGUACAAAAAAUCGCAGAACAAAAAGACGAAAGCGAAGCACCAUAAGAAAUCGCGAAUCAAGACAGAACGUGGACGUGUUUAGGUUUUGGUUCUACCUCCAGAUCUUCACCAAUGUGCUAUCUUACGUUUUACAACAAAAACACACAAAAAAACAGACCCCCCCAAAAAUGGUUCUAUUGAACUCACUGUUCAAGGUCAGUAGCAGCUAAAGCCAAAUUCCUGCGACUUGUAAUGACAAUAUAUUGCGUGGAAUAUGUUUUUCAUUAUAUAAAAUAGAACAUGCCCUGAUUCAAAUCUGCCACAACACAUGGUGUGCAACAAGCCAUAGAGAUAGAUCUGAAGUCCAGAUUUUGGCUUAAUCUUGCAACAGAUACCUUUAAGAAUUGUGGGAAGUCAGGGGACAUUGUGACUAGUGGUCUUUCAAACCGAUAUUGUAGAAGACGUAAGUAGGCUAAAGAUACUCCAUAGAUAACAUAACGACAUUUAGAUGCCUCUAAAUAUGAGGAUUUGUACACCGGUUCGACUCACAUUCAACAGUUGUGUAGAUCUUUAAGAACUCCACUUGACUAAAUGUUAGGCACAAUCAAUGAGAACUACAGCUGGAACCGUUUGAGAUGAAUCUAUCAAAACUAUAUUUAAAACGACACAAUAAAAGUGUAAUGUAUACAUGGUGGUGAAUGUUAACUUCACAGUGCGUCUAACUAUGUAUAGAAGGUGAGUUCACAGUGCGUCUAACCAUGUAUAGAAGGUGAGUUCACAGUGCGUCUAGCCAUGUAUAGAAGGUGAGUAGACAAAUACGCCGAAUAACCAGGAGACUUAAUUAAAAUGUGCCGAGGGUACCCUGCAGUGGUUCGUACAAGUAUCUAGCCUCUGUGUAACUCAAGUGACAAUGCCGGGAGUUCGUCUGCUAUGGAAGAAACAUAUCUUGAGAAACUGCGAACUGAAAUGUGCGAAUGCUGUAUAACUUAUGUGUUGUUACUGAACUAUAUGAUAACAUUAUAGACACAUGCGGCCUAAUUCACUAAACUUUGGCGAUCUUGUAGUGCAAUGCAAAUGGCAUGCAAAGCCAUGCGACGUUAAUUAAGAGAGCCUUGGAGAGCUUUGUGAAUUAGGCUUCUGGUUCGUAUAAAUCUGUUCUACAGGAAUAUGUUCCCUGUGUCUACAGAAUGAUAAUACAGUCAUCGUAAGAACAUUUAAAUGUUUAGAUGUGUAGUUGAAUAUUAUAACUUGGUGGUAUGUGUUUUCUCGUGUCAUAUUAAUUAUGUGUUCAAGAAACUUGUGUUUUCUUUAUUACUAAAAGGUAGUGUCACUUUGUUAGGUGCACCAGUUUUAGAAAUGGUAAAGGGAGAUCACUCUAAUAAUUCCGAUUGUUAAUCAGUUUAAGCUCCCUUGAAAUUUUUUGACUUCAUUUAGCCAAGUCCAGACUAUUGUUAGUAUCACAUUAUCUCUUGUCAUUUCCGCCAGUCUGUUUAUGAGAUCCACAUCAACAUUUCCAUUUUCAUAAUCCUAUUAAAUUGUGACCAGAAAGCUUGCUUAGCUAAAUAAAAACCAUCAGUCUCGUUACAUGAAGAUAUGAAUGAAUCGAAACUGAAGGUUUAAAAUAUGACGCAACAUAUACAGUUAUAUAGUUAGUUUGUUUUGUUGAACGACAGUCUGUUAUACAGUAAACCACCCUGGGUGGACUUCAGAUAUUUUAAUUAGUGUACAUGUAUUAAGCAGACAGGUUUUUUUAAUUGUCUUCUUUUACAUACCAAUUGACGUGACUUCAGUGGCGGAUCCAUUAAUUUUGAAAUAAGAGGUCCAGUAUUCGUCAAAGUAUUAAGAUGUAAGAUUACUGGAAUGCAAAGGCGUGCAGGCUCGUCUAAUAGGGGUAGGCACGAUCUGGAGGUAUUCAAAGAAAAUGUAAAAAAAACACAAAAUUGGUGGUAUUCAUAAAAAAGUAUAAAAAGUGUUAGGUGAAUAAAAGGGCGGAAGGGUUCAAACCCAUGUAUCCGCGAUUGAGCUUCUUAACACGGGUUUGAUUGUACGUUUAGAUCUGCCAUCCACGGCCGUGUCAUAUGCGGAUAUGACGGUCAUCCAAGUCGCUAUGUAUGCUAUGAAUUUGUGUCAAAAGUUACUGAACGCUCAAUGUAUGUGUACACACUGUUUAAAAUGUUUUAGAGAAUGUUAUUUAUGUAAGCGCAAAAUACUUCUUUCUUUCUGAUAUUCUAGGAGAAUAGGACAGACUUGUUUAGAUUUCCAUUAACACUUUGAAAUAGUUAACUCAAACAAUAUAUCCAUAAUCUAUGUUCUUUGAGCUGUGUUCGUAGUUUCCAAAUAUAAAUGACAAACACAUAAACAUGUGGAGCACUGGCUGUAACUAGAAAUAGCCCAGUGAUCCCAUCGACGGGGAUCGAUCCUAGACCUACCGCGCAUCAGGCGAGUGCUUUACCACUGGAUUUUACAAAAAUGACAGUAAUAGAGUAAACAGAUAUGCCCGCAUUUCUGACACCGAAAUAGUAAUAUAGAUUAUAAUUAAAGAUGUGCCUGAGAUUUUAUAUAUCGAAAUGUGCCAAUACUAUAACAUAUAGAGAUGUGCCUUAGUUUUUGACAAAGAAAAGUAAGAGCAAUGUAACAUGCAUAAAGAUGUGCUUGAGUUGCUUGCACCGAAACGAGACUGUAAUAUAAUAUACAGAAGUGUGUCUGAGUUUCUGCACCGAAAUAUGACAGUCGUAUAAUACUGGUAUAUAUAUAUAUACAGAUGUGUUUGCGUUUCUGACACCGAAAUAUGACAGUCGUAUAAUACUGGUAUAUAUAUACAGAUGUGUUUGAGUUUCUGUCACCGAAAUAUGACAGUCGUAUAAUACUGGUAUAUAUAUACAGAUGUGUCAGAGUUUCUGACACCGAAAUAUGACAGCAGGGCUCGAACUUAACGGCGCUACCGACGACAAUUACUGUAGCUGAGACAUUAAUUGCCGUAGGUUAAGGGUUUACCGAUGGCUUUUAAUUUUUUCUUUUUUUUUGGUACAAGUGUUUUUGUGUGUGGUUUUUAUUGUUUCUUUCUUUCUUCUUUUUUUUCUUUCUUUUUUUCUGCUCUUUCUUUUUCUUUUUUGUUGCCGCUGGAUAAAAAAUAUUGAAGUCUGUUCAAGGAAUAAUUGUAUGUUUAAUUGUUGCAGAAGUUACUGGCUUAAAAUGCUACAGUCAGGCGAAACCCUUGGACAGUUGGCGUUGUUAGGUUCAAGCCCUGCCAUCAGUAGUUGCGACCUUGACCUUCUCACGAAAACGACGAGAUUAUUUUCUCAAUUUUAGGACCUAGUGCUUUGUAGUGUGUUUUCGUCGUGUUGUUUCUGUCGCUGUAAUUACGUGCAGUAAUAAGCACUGUGAAACAAUUAUUUAUAUUAUCGACCAUUGAUAUUUGAAGCAUACAAAAAAACUAACUGUGCGUGUUAAAAAAAAAAAUAUAUAUAUAUAUUUAUUUAUAUUUUUGUUCUUAGUUAUGUUGGGGCGAUAUAAACCUCGUACCUAACAAUUUAUCCUUAAAAACUGAUGUCAUAUUAUUGUAAUUAGAACCAGUGGCGUGGCCAGGGACGUGUAUGGGGUGGAGGGGUGCGGAUGUGUUUGUGUGAAAGAUGUUGACUAUCAACAUCCAGAUUUAAUGGUUCUCUACUAAAGACAAAGGUAAUAGGAGUCUUUACUACCGUGUGUCCCAGCUGUAUACGCACCCCACGCAGUUCACGUGACCCUUGCCACAACAAAUAAAUCAAAAUGUUUA
This is a messenger RNA of Gigantopelta aegis, 6613 nucleotides long. RefSeq lists its product as uncharacterized. Gene Ontology annotation, molecular function: growth factor activity. Gene Ontology annotation, cellular component: membrane. Lineage: Eukaryota; Metazoa; Mollusca; Gastropoda; Neomphalida; Peltospiridae. The transcript is spliced from 8 exons. Bases 1346 to 2944 code for a protein of 532 amino acids. The record is from RefSeq and is a predicted model, not a curated record. Gene Ontology annotation, biological process: hemocyte migration.